Cryptococcus deneoformans JEC21 is the source of this 1481-nucleotide messenger RNA. RefSeq lists its product as hypothetical. The record is from RefSeq and is a predicted model, not a curated record. Gene Ontology annotation, cellular component: fungal-type vacuole; plasma membrane. The transcript is spliced from 11 exons. Lineage: Eukaryota; Fungi; Basidiomycota; Tremellomycetes; Tremellales; Cryptococcaceae. The coding region runs from base 135 to 1244 and encodes 369 amino acids.
CAACAAAUGAGGCCGUACUGUGCAUUGUCGAUCUCCCCUCGCCGAGGACGGCCGGACAUAUAUACAUUACUUUCAUCCUGCAAUCCCCACCGUUCCCGGCCCCCAGCAACAAAUCUGCCACUAUUUUCCACAAUAUGCUCGACUGUAUAACACCAGGCUGGUGUAAUUAUGACGUCGGAUCUGUUAAUACUGUCACUGGGAAGGUUGUAUGGCAGGGUUACAUGUACAAGCCCAGCCUUGCUGCUUCAGAAACUUAUCUUCCGCUUUUUACGAUAAUAACAGCAAUUCUGGUGGUCUUGACUUUUUACCGACGCAUAUGGUGGGCCAUUUAUACUAUUCUCUGCGGUGCUGUUUUGGAAGUCUUAGGGUGGGCAGGAAGGUAUAUGAGCGCAAGUAGUAUCCAAUGGGAUCCCUCAAACGGAGGGCAGUGGACUACUGAUAGCAAUGGGUUUAUAAUGCAGAUUGUCUGCUUGAUUAUCGGCCCCACAUUCUUUUCGGCAGCCAACUAUAUCAUUCUCGGAAGAGUGGUACGCAGAACUGGGUCCAAUUACUCUUCCAUCACACCCUCGUCUUUCUCCGUCAUGUUUACGAUCACGGACUUCUUUUGUCUGUUGGUUCAAUGUGCAGGAGGCGGCCUGGUUGGAACCGCCGAUACCGACUCUGGCAUGCAAAACGGGUUGUAUGUGAUGGCCGCUGGUGUGCUCGCUCAGCUUGCUGUCACUUUGGCUUAUAUCUUCAUGCUCAGCGAAUUUAUCUAUCGCCAUGCCAGAUCCAAGAAAGCAUCUCGGCAGUACGACUUACUUGCAUGGGCCAAGAUCUGCUGUUGUUGCUGCAGUAAACGCAAGCGCCAAAGUGUCGACUCGAGCCACCGAAUGGACGAUGCGAAUAAGACAGAGGCGGGGUUUACAGCUUCGAAUGAGGGUGAACAAGAAGGUGAAGAUAGGAAAUUUGUCAAUUUGGUCCUCUGCACCUUGAUAGUGGCUACAGUCCUCAUCGUCGUCCGGUACGUACUUUGCCAAUUUGCUCUCGAGACGCUCUUACAUUUGUUUUUCACCCGCAGAUCUGUCUACCGUUGCAUUGAGAUGCUCAACUUUCAGCCUAAUCACCCUGGUGCUUAUGGGGACCAAACACUUUUCUUAGUUUUGGAUUCUGCGUUCAUGCUUGCUCUUCUUAUUGUGUACGCUUUAAUACACCCUGGGUGGAUUUUGGCUAGGACCUUAGGAUUAAGCCGCCCUGUUGUAUAGUGCUGGGAUAGUUUGCGCAGGAUUAAAAACUGGUCACAGGUUUGAUGAAAUUAGGAUGGAUUUAGACGCAUUAAGCUAGACGACAUCAUCCUCAUAUCCGUCAAUUUGUUUCAAGAUCGCCAAGCAUGGGCAUCAAUGACGAAAACCUCAAGCUUCUCUGGGAACUUAUUCACAGCAAUCCUGGUCAAAUAAGAACUCAUUAAGACAUCUAGUAAAUAGGAUCUAGAUAUUGCCUUC